Molecule: messenger RNA, 808 nt
Organism: Vicia villosa (hairy vetch)
Lineage: Eukaryota; Viridiplantae; Streptophyta; Magnoliopsida; Fabales; Fabaceae
Exons: 5
Coding region: 127-618 (163 amino acids)
Cellular component (GO): chloroplast inner membrane; chloroplast thylakoid membrane
Source: RefSeq, a predicted model, not a curated record
UUUUUUUGGUAGACAUUAUUGUGCACAUCGUAAUACUCGCCCGAUAACUCCAUACAAAUUACAACACUUCUCUCUCUCUACCCCGCAUUUCUUUCUUCAUUCACGCUCAAACAAACUCCCUCUCCCAUGGCGACUUCUUUCGUGCCACUAUCCGUUUCAGUUGGUGGAUCUCAUCUCAAGUCAUCUGAUCUGUUUUUAGGAAAGCGUAAUUCAUCUCUGUUUUUAGGACCUAAGCUUGCUGUUCAAAGGAAAUCAAACAUUGCGAGCAGAAGGAACCUCGCUUCACCGCUUCGUGCUGAAUACCGUGAUGACGGAAGAAUUGGAGGCGGGGAAUUCGUUGCUGGCUUUCUUCUGGGUGGUGCUAUUUUUGGAGCCGUGGCUUAUACUUUUGCUCCCCAGAUCAGAAGAACUUUGCUAAAUGAAGAUGAACAUGGGUUUAUGAGGGGCAGAAGACCAAGGUAUUAUGACGAAGAGCUCGAGCCCAAGGAGGCCUUGCUUGAAAAAGUUGGCCAAAUAAACGCUGCCAUUGAUAAUAUAUCUUCACGUCUGAGAGGUAACAACAAGAAAGUGCCUGCUGCUGCCCCUAGAAGAACUGAUCCUGAAUAUGAUGGGAUAUAAGUAUUGGUGAUCGAUUGAAUUGGUUAUAUGUUUCUAUGGACAGUGAGAACAUACAGUUUGAAUUAUGGAGCGAUAUAAAUAUCAAACUAGCUGUAACCUAUUUAUUUUUUCUAUGACUGGUAUCAGGCCACUGUUCAACCCCUUUGUUUUUUGGAUUUCACUUGCAAGAAACCAAGCUUCUAUUGAAUAA